AUAAUGGUUCCUUCCAGGUAUGGCACAAGUUUUGGCAGUACAAGGAGACGUAAGACAUGGGUUUUCUAACAAUUGCACUUUCAACCAUGACUUCGCCCGAAUAACUGGAAUAGCAGCUUCAUCUAACGGCAGUAUUGUUUUAUGCGACCAUAACAACAAGACUCUCAUUUUAGUUGACGAAAUCGGAAAUUAUAUUACCAAGCUGAAUGUAGACAGUGAGCCAUACGAUGUGGCUAUUACAAGUCAAAAUAUAGGAUAUAUUACUCAACAUAAUACCAGAUCUGUAUUGCAGAUCGAUUCAGAAAGGAUGGUUGUUCUAUCAAAAAGAACAUGCAACGAUUUAAGGACUACCAUGGCAUCUACAGUUAAGGGUUCAAGCUCACUUGUCGUAAAUGAGAGGGGUAAAUCCUACAUAUAUGAUUAUUAUCACAUAAGUGCCAUUGGAGACAAAACAGUAUCCAUAGGUAAUAGAGGAACUUCUAUUGGUGCUGGUGUUGUGAAGACGCAUACAGUUGAUUGGCAAACUUUUUUUUCUUGUACAGUUGGCUCAAAUGAUAUACUGGUCGGAAAGAGAGUAUUUCAUGAAGGUGCGUAUCAUCCUGGUGAAAAACUUUUUAGCAUCACAACCAUCAAAACACCGACUGAUAUAUGCUCGGAUGAUAAUAAACACCUUUACGUCAGUGGACAAGGUUCAAACAACAUACACAGACUUACAAAGGAGGGAAAGGUGAUAGAUAUACCACUUCAUUCUCAACAUGGAAUCAAAGAACCAGUCGCUAUGUGCUUCAACCAAAACUAUACAAAGUUAUAUAUUGUCAAUGAAUGGGGGAAGUCAGUUUUGGUCUUUGAUGUUUAUUGAUGCUUGACUUUUUAUUAAAUAUUCCAGUCGAAAUAAACCAUUGGGUGUUCAAUUGGUUUUUUUUUUAUAAUUGCAUAUUAUAAAUUCUAUACUUAAAAAAAGUAAUUUGCAAAUCCAAUUUAUACAAUGUAGGACCCCGCAUAAAAUAUUUAUAGGAAAACUAAUGAUUUAUAUUCUAAUAAAUGUUUUGCUUUAUGCAACACAAUGACUUCUUAAUCUAGUGAUUUGCUUUUAAUAAGGACUAACAA
Molecule: messenger RNA, 1107 nt
Organism: Mytilus trossulus (common blue mussel)
Lineage: Eukaryota; Metazoa; Mollusca; Bivalvia; Mytilida; Mytilidae
Exons: 2
Coding region: 20-859 (279 amino acids)
Source: RefSeq, a predicted model, not a curated record